GAAGUUAUUCGCCUUAUAUUCGUUAUUCAUUAAUCGUUAAUUUAUUACAAACAAGAUAAUAUGAAGUAAGGAAUAGAAUUUAUUUGAUAUAAUUCAUUCAGUAGAUAAAUCGUUAUUCAUUAUUAAAUUCAUUAUUAAAGUUCAUUUGUAUAUUUUGAUAUUGUAAUUUAGAUUACAAUAUGAAUGGUGUGAUAUACAUGAAUUUAUUUGUAUGUACAUAUACGUUGGCGCGUGUGUUGUGUAGUGAGAUAAAUUAGGCUGAAUGCAAAAAAAUUGAAAAUGUUUUCACGUUUUGAUUGCGCAAAUAUGUGUUGCGCGUGCAUGUGAAAUUCUUAAGUAAAUUUUUAAGAAAAUGAACGCCCAGGCGCAAGAACAUGGUCAUGCUGUUGUUGUGUGGGAGUGGGAAAAUCGUCACGGACGUUGGAGACCUUAUAGUCCUGCGGUGUCGCAACAUCUUGAGAGAGCACAUUGUAAAAAAUUAACUCGGGUUUUCCUGAAUGAUGCAGAUCCUAGUUUGGAUAGGUAUUAUAUAAAUUUAAAAACUAAAACACAAUGUAGUGAAGAUGGGAAUGAAACGCAUAAUAUUAGAAGAAAAUUUUAUCUUCCAAGUUCUCCAGCUGGUAAAGGUGCUAAAUGGGAGUGGGCUGGUGACACAGAUGAUUGGCAUACAUAUGAUAUGGAAGUGCAAUGUUUGAUAGAAGAAGCAUGGGCAAGAGGUGAUAAAACUAUUGAUGUGUCUAAGACUUAUUUAGGUUUUCCUUAUAUCAUAAAUUUUUGUAAUUUGACUCAAGUUCGUUGUUGCACUGGAUAUGUAAGAUCGAUACGACGUAUUCAGCAAGCACCUUAUCCUUUAGUCAAAGUAGCUUUAGAAGAAUUACAAGCUAUUUCUGAAAUAAAAGCAACAUCUGCAAUUGUUAAAAAUUUAACUACAAAAAUCACACAUAAAAAGUCAUCUACUGGAAAUACAAAAAAGAACAAUAAAAAGAGCAAAAGUGGAGAUACCGGUCCAUCAAACAUAGCUCGUGUUAUUUUGAGUAAUUUUAAUAUAUUUAGUAAUAAACAUGGAAUAGAAAAUAACAAUUCAAUUACAAGUAUCGAAUCUGGACAAAAAAGAAAAACUUGGGAUAGUGCAUUGGAUGUAGAUUCUAGUAGUACAAAAAGUGGACGAAGGCCAAGCGUUGAUACAGUUUCUACAUAUUUGAGUCAUGAAAAUCCAAUAGAUUUAUUGGACAGCAGUGUAGGAAGUGAUGAUGCUUUCAAAGAUGCCAUUUUGAGUGUAGACACUGAAUCUGAUGUUAUUUCCCAAUAUGUGAAAGUAGUAGAAAGUGAUAAUUGCGACUCUUGUCCUGUCUGUCUGGGUACGCCAGAGCCACUAACAGUAGAGUUAACUCGCUGUAAACAUAGAUUACAUUUAGCAUGUUUGAAUGCAAUGCUUAGUUGUCAACAACCUCCUAUGUAUAUACAGUGCCCUGUUUGUCGUUUAAUUUAUGGUGAAAAAAGAGGAAAUCAACCUCCUGGAACUAUGAAUUGGACAAGAAUACUCCGAGCACUGCCUGGUUUUCCAAAUACAAAUACAAUUCAGAUAACCUAUGACAUUCCAUCAGGAAUUCAAGGAAAUGAACAUCCCAAUCCUGGUCAAGCUUAUUAUGCUGUAGGCUUUCCACGUAUAUGUUACCUUCCAGAUAAUAAUUUAGGUCGUAGAGUUUUAAGAUUGCUACAAAUUGCAUUUGAACGAAAACUUAUAUUUACAAUCGGACGAUCGAUAACUACUGGAAGAGAAGAUGUAGUAACAUGGAAUGAAAUUCAUCAUAAGACUGAACUGGGACCAUCAACAACUGGUCAUGGUUACCCUGAUAAAAGUUACCUCGAAAGAACAUUAGCUGAACUAGCAGCUCAGGGCGUAACAGAUGGGCAAUCAUCACCUACAUUGUACCAGGAAUUACAAUGAAGUAAUAACUUCUAUUUAAUACAUUAUAUGAGAUCAAAUUUUACAAUUAAUAUUAAAUAUUCAGUAGACUUAUAAUUUAAUAUAAUGCCGUAGAUUCCGCACUGUGUGUUCAGUUAAUGUCACUUUUUUUUAAAGUAAUUAAACGAUGCAAAGGUAAUAGUAUUACAAAUUUAUAACUU
Messenger RNA from Bombus impatiens (common eastern bumble bee), 2127 nucleotides. It is a transcript of the gene dx, whose product is annotated as protein deltex. Bases 353 to 1948 code for a protein of 531 amino acids. The transcript is spliced from 6 exons. Gene Ontology annotation, biological process: Notch signaling pathway; protein ubiquitination. The record is from RefSeq and is a predicted model, not a curated record. Lineage: Eukaryota; Metazoa; Arthropoda; Insecta; Hymenoptera; Apidae. Gene Ontology annotation, molecular function: ubiquitin protein ligase activity; zinc ion binding. Gene Ontology annotation, cellular component: nucleoplasm.